This is a messenger RNA of Trichobilharzia regenti, 591 nucleotides long. NCBI's taxonomy places the organism in Eukaryota, Metazoa, Platyhelminthes, Trematoda, Strigeidida, Schistosomatidae. The record is from the annotation of a GenBank genome assembly.
AUGAAUUAUCAUAAUUCAAAAAAUUCUGCUGCAAUUUUAGAAAAGAGUUUAACAAAAUUUCGUGGUGAUGCAAAUAUAGCAUCGUUUGCUUAUCUAUUUGUUGAACUGGUGAAAUAUUCAAUGCGUAAUGUAUCCAGUAUGGAUCUUGUCCAGAAAAGACUUUCCGAUUUUGGUAAAGCAGUCGGUGAACGUAUGGUCGAUGUUGUCUAUGCACGAGAUAAACCACAGAAACGUGAUAUUCGCUUGUACAAUGCACUGAUAUUUUUAAAAAGUAACUUUUGGAAAAGUAUCUUUGGCAAAGAAGCGGAUGAAUUAGAACGUGAUGGUGUAGACGAGAAUAUUUUUUAUAUGAUUGAACAUGAACCACUGGUGAAUCGAUUUACACGUUUCACUUAUGAAGAUAAAGAUGAAAAGCGUAAAACAGCUACACCGCUUAAUGUGGCAGCGUUCAGUGCUGGAGUGGUUGAAGCUUUCCUAUCGAAUAUUGGCUUUCCUUGUACAGUUUCAGCAACUUGGUAUAAGGGAACAGCGUAUGUGAUAAAAUUCGAUGAAUCAGUGAAUACUCGUGAAAGACAACUGGAAGGUCGUUAA